Molecule: messenger RNA, 4098 nt
Organism: Strigops habroptila (Kakapo)
Lineage: Eukaryota; Metazoa; Chordata; Aves; Psittaciformes; Psittacidae
Product: toll-like receptor 6
Exons: 2
Coding region: 1073-3517 (814 amino acids)
Biological process (GO): inflammatory response; toll-like receptor signaling pathway; immune response
Cellular component (GO): membrane
Molecular function (GO): Toll-like receptor 2 binding; lipopeptide binding; transmembrane signaling receptor activity
Source: RefSeq, a predicted model, not a curated record
CUUUAUGCAUUUAUUAAUCUCUGCUUCUUUCUUCCUUGCUAAUUAAUCCUGCUGAAGCAUGCUGUAUUAGUUCGGAGGCUUAUGGGAGUGAGGUGUUGGUUUUGGUUAAUUACAUCUGCCUUUGCAAUGCACUCGCUCUCUGCUCUGUUAUCUGCUCCCUAGGCUCAUGCCCCUGUUCAAAACACUAAUUGAAUGGCUGCUUUAUUGGAUUCCUCCAUGCCCAGAUUACCCUGUAUUGCUCUAUUCUUCAUGGCUUCCUUGCAGCUUUCAUAUCAUAGAGAAUAUUCUCUAGAGUUAAUUUUCUAUAAUUUUUGAAGGAAGCUAUAAUAUGGAGUAUCCUGAUAACCAUCUGAGACAUAUCUAGUGUAAAGGUGACAGACCUGUAAAGGUUUUGAACUGUGCUGGUUUGCCCCUGUUACUAGCUUUUGUGAUCUAAGCGUUUGCCAUCCUUUAGUGUGCUACAUUAGUUAGUGUGCUUGCUGAAGAAAAUAACUCAGCAGGGUAGAGCAGUGAGUUCUGCUUCCUCUUUUCUGUGUGCAAAAGAGGAGAUACAGUUGAUGAAUUUCUAGAAUAUCUGCAUAACUAUCAGAAGCAGAAAUGAAAUUAGAAAUGCAGAAUUAUUCAAAGAGUCUUGCUCUGGUGAAGGUUUUGUACUGCAGAUGGGUUUAUUUCAUCCUACACUUACAGUUAUGUGAAUAUUACAGAAGUAAACGUGUUUCGAGUCAGGACUGUUAAAAGUUUCCUUUCAUUAUGCUCUUAAUACCUGCAUGGUAGGGAAAUUUCAUUAAUUCUUAGAAUUGUAUAAUCUAUCUGAGAAAACCCUGUUCUUUCUACUUCCUGAGGUAGGAAUUAUUAAGGAAUUAGCAUUUCAUGUGAGAUUCCCCAGCUUGAAGAUUAUGUAUGUUUGAAACUCUGUUUUGAGGAAGUUAACCAAAUAUUCAGAGGACUUCUGCUGGUUCUUCGCUUGGAGAUUAAUAUCAUGCACAAAAGCUGGACUCACCACUGAGACAUAUUGAACAGAAAACAAGGAUAUGCUUCUGCGUAAAAAACCAAGAUAAACCUGGAAAGCAUAAUGGGACCACUUACAAAUAUCUAUGUCUUUGCAUUCACGCUAUGGAAUAAUAUCCAUCUGAGUGUGGAAAAUGAAUUUAUUGCAAAUUAUUCAAGCAGUUUGCUAACUAAUGUCCCAGAAAACAUUCCAGUCCAUACUCAUGUAUUAGAUUUAUCACAUAACAGGAUCUCUGGACUUAAUAUCUCAGAAUUUAUUUCUCUUUCUGAUCUUCAGGUAUUAAAUCUUUCUUAUAAUCUAAUUACAGAGCUUAACUUUAGUGUCUUCGUUUUUAAUGAAGAUUUAGAAUACUUAGAUUUAUCUCAUAAUAACAUUUUGAAAAUUUACUGUCAAACUCUUGUGUAUCUUAAACAUUUAGAUCUAUCUUUCAAUAAGUUCACUGCCCUGCCCAUCUGUCAGGAAUUCGGGAACAUAGUUUGUUUGGAGUACCUAGGAUUAAGUGCCACGAUGAUACAAAGGUCAGACUUCAGGUAUAUAACGCAUUUGCAGCUGCACACUGUCUUUCUGACUUUAGAAGACUUUUCCCUGUAUGAGCCUCAGAGUCUGACAGCCUUGAAUACAAGGAGCCUCCACAUUGUUUUUGCAGCAAACCGAAACUUCAGUUUUCCCCUAUUGUAUGAUGGAAUGAGCGCUUCAGAAAAUUUAAAAAUAGUUAAUUUAAGAUAUACCCUGAGCUAUAAAGAUUUCCCCUCUCCUUCUUUAGCGCUUCUGAAGAAAAUCAAGACAACAGCUCUCAUGCUUGACACUGUGGAUUUACAGUGUUCUAUAAUUUUGCAGAUUUUCCUGCUUAUUUGGUAUUCACCUGUGGAGCAUUUGACUGUGAGAAAUUUGACUUUUCGGGGACCACUGGGGGAGCUGAAUGAAUAUGACUUUCUACCCUUAUUGAGCUCUGCGGAACAAUUAUUCUCUUUGGGUGGCUCCAUGAAAACACUAACUUUGGAGCAUGUUCGUAAUAAGCUUUAUUAUUUCAACCAGGAGACACUAUACAGACAGUUUUCAGAGAUGAAUAUUGCCAGUUUGACAAUAUAUGAUGCAUAUAUGCCACACAUGCUUUGCCCCAAUAGAACAAGCUCAUUUCAGUAUUUAAAUUUUUCUCGCAAUGCCCUGACGGAUGAACUGUUCCAGAAUUGUGGCACUCUGACAGAUUUGAAAUUACUUAUUUUGCAGAGGAAUAAAUUUGAGAGCCUUCCCAAGGUUAGCUUCAUGACCAGCCGUAUGAAAUCACUGAAAUACCUGGACAUGAGCAGCAACUUGCUGCGUCACGAGGGAGCUCACGUGCAAUGCCAAUGGGCUGAGUCUCUGACAGAGUUGGACCUGUCCUCAAAUCAGUUGACGGAUGCGGUGUUUGAGUGCUUGCCAGUCAACAUCGAAAAACUCAACCUCCAAAUCAAUCAGAUCAACAGUGUCCCCAAGGGGAUGGCCGAGCUGAAAGCCUUGAAAGAGCUGAACUUGGCAUCGAACCAUCUGGCUGACCUGCCGGGGUGCGGUGGCUUUACAUCCCUGGAGUUCCUGAACGUAGAGGUGAAUUUGAUCCUCACCCCGUCUGCUGACUUCUUCCAGAGCUGCCCAAGGGUGAGGGAGCUCCAAGCGGGGCAGAACCCAUUCAAGUGCUCGUGUGAACUGCGAGACUUUAUCCGUGGGGAGAGGCAGUCCGGGGGAAGGCUGUUUGGCUGGCCGGCGGCGUACGUGUGCGAGUACCCAGAGGACUUGCGAGGGACGCAGCUGAAGGACUUCCACCUGAGUGAGCUGGCUUGCAACACAGUGCUCCUGCUUGUGACAGCUCUGCUGCUGACGCUGGUGCUGGUGGCUGUCGUGGCCUUUCUGUGCAUCUACCUGGAUGUGCCGUGGUACGUGCGGAUGACGUGGCAGUGGACACAGACGAAGCGCAGAGCUUGGCACAACCACCCCGAAGAGCAGGAGACCGUUCUGCAGUUUCACGCCUUCAUUUCGUACAGCGAGCGCGACGCGCUGUGGGUGAAGGACGAGCUGAUCCCAAACCUGGAGAAGGGUGAGGGCUGUGUACAACUGUGCCAGCACGAGAGAAACUUUAUCCCUGGCAAGAGCAUUGUGGAGAACAUCAUUAACUGCAUUGAGAAGAGCUACAAGUCGAUCUUUGUGCUGUCUCCCAACUUCGUGCAGAGUGAGUGGUGUCACUAUGAGCUGUACUUUGCCCAUCACAAAUUGUUCAGCGAGAAUUCCAACAGCUUAAUCCUCAUUUUACUGGAGCCGAUCCCUCCGUGCAUAAUCCCUGCCAGGUAUCACAAGCUGAAGGCUCUCAUGGCAAAGCGAACCUACCUGGAGUGGCCAAAGGAGAGGAGCAAGCGUGCCCUUUUCUGGGCUAACCUGAGGGCAGCUAUUAACAUUAACCUGCCAAUAUCCUCUGAAACAGAUGAGGAGCAGAGUGAUGUUACCUCUACCAGUAGUAUAAGUCAGUAUGCGAAUAACUGACUUGACUGUCUUGCAUUAACUUGUGUUAAUGAAUUUUUUGUAGUUUUUUACAGUAUUCCUCUUUAGUAGGAAACAUAAUUGAGAUAGAUACAGAAGUUGCUAUUGCUUAUUCCUGGGUGAGAGUUGAAAGUCAGAGCCAUUAAUCCCUGUUUAAUGUUAUUCUUCCUUUCCUGUACUAAUCAUUCCCACUUACAUAGAUUUACCUAUGAAGUCAUGAUUUCAUAGAAUUCACUACUCAUUGUCUUCAAAAUAAUAAUAUCUGAACUAAUGAAAUGUUUAUAGUAGUAUAAUACUGCUGCUUUCUGCCAUGGUCAUAUCAAGCUACAUUAGGUGCUCAUUUUUCCUGUUUUCUAAAAGAUAGAAGCUUGAUGUUUGGAGAUGAAUCCGCUUUUACUUUCACUGAACUCUGUUGUCUUGCCCUUCCAGCCAUCAUGCAUUUGAGAAAGAAGUAGUUCUCAUUGGUAAAUAACUUCUCUGCUAAAAUCAAACUGAUUAAACUAAUGGUAUUUGUUGAUAGGAGACAUCUAAUAAUUUGCUCUGCUUGGAUUUAAUCUAAUAAACCUCUCAUUGUUUCUCUGUUA